AUGCUUUGUGGGGAACGUCACGAGUAUAACACAAGUAUAUUUGACUCUUUGAGAGAGCUAGUGUCGAACGGCCUGAAUUUCUUGCUGGAUGAGUCGUUGGUAGAGGAGACGUUGUUGCAGCAGCAGGAUGACCUUGGAACUCUUAUAAUACCACCCAUGGACGACGGCCCAGAUAACCUGUUCUUCGUGGGUCUCAUAUGGUUCAUAAUCGGGCUGUUGUGCGCCUUGGUACUAGCUACAAUUACCAUCAUAUUAGUCUCUAGAAGCAGCAGCGACCAAAGUGUAAGAAACAAAGCUUGCGAAGACUUGGAGGCACUCGAUCUGGACAGCAGCGAUGACGAUGAGCUCAUAGAACAGGAAAAACUAGUAUAUGAACUGAUGCAGGCAUCCUAA
Molecule: messenger RNA, 393 nt
Organism: Nakaseomyces glabratus
Lineage: Eukaryota; Fungi; Ascomycota; Saccharomycetes; Saccharomycetales; Saccharomycetaceae
Source: RefSeq, a predicted model, not a curated record